This is a messenger RNA of Naegleria gruberi, 570 nucleotides long. RefSeq lists its product as uncharacterized. The coding region runs from base 1 to 570 and encodes 189 amino acids. The record is from RefSeq and is a predicted model, not a curated record. The transcript has a single exon. NCBI's taxonomy places the organism in Eukaryota, Heterolobosea, Eutetramitea, Acrasida, Naegleriidae.
AUGGAAGAGGAAAUCAUUGGAACAUCUGCCAAUAUCAACUCUGUAGUUUUGCUUGUCCAACACAAAAAGUCAAAGAGAACCAGAAUUUUUAUUAGAGAACCGAAAAACCAUCUUUCUAAAGUUUAUAAUACACACAACAUUGAUGGAAUUGAGUGGAGAGAAGUUUUGGAUUUGGAAACUCUGUUAUUGGAUGGUGAAUGGAUAAUUACUUGUUCAUGCUCUUGGGCUACAGUAGCAUUUGUUACGAGCUUUGGAAGAAUUUUAACAAUAGGAUCCAAUCAUAAAGGAGAGCUAGGUAGACCUUCCACCAAGUUUGAUAAUGCAGGAGAAUGUGAAAUAGUUUCUAAAACUUCAAGUAACAAACCAUUUUUUGUAAAAACAAAAAGUGGAGAAUAUGAUUUAUUGGCUCUUACAAAAGAUGGAAAAGUUUAUAGAUGUGGAUAUUCUCUUGGACUUGAUGGAACAUUAGAAAGACUUACUGAAUUCGAUUCACAAAUAUUGGACGAGGAUGAAGUUUAUGAAGAUAUUGCCUUUACUGCUCGAAGAGGUUUUGCAUUGACAAGUAAGUGA